UGUUUCAUGGCUGUUGCACAAAAACAUCACGAGUGGCUGCUGCAGCUGUGAGUGCUACAUAUACAGCACAUGGUAGCGUUUGGUGGCUACUUGUAGCAAACGGACACCAUCGACUCUGUGUGUGUGUUUUUGCAGUUUAGAAGUUGUAGUUAGAACUUUUACCAAACUAGCCCAGAGGUGUGAAAGAGACAGCACUUUAUUUUUUUUAUUUAAAGUCUUUGUUCACGGCUGUGAGCGAGCCUUAUAUCACCAGUUUGAGGACUUUUAAAAACACUUGUCCACCUCCACCACCACCAGCAGCAGCAGCAGCUCCGCAGAAACCAGCAUGUCGACCGGCGCAAAAGAAGUGAAAAGCUGCCCCAUCCCGACCAGGGUGCUCACCCUGAAGGACUGGUCCCAGCUACCCGACUGUUACAGCCAGACACCCGGGGGGACGCUCUUCUCCACCACGCCUGGAGGUACCCGGAUCAUCUAUGACAGGAAGUUUCUCUUGGACUGUCGGAACUCCCCUCUCGCCCGGACACCCCCGUGCUGUCUGCCCCAGAUCCCAGGUGUAACAGUACCUGCUACACACAGCAUGGGGAAAUUGCAAGAUCUUAAAGAGGAAGCAGAGGAGGAAGAAAAAGACAUUGCAGAUGACAACCAAUUUGAGAUGGACAUCUGAGCCCUCCAAGUAUUACCUCCUGUGGAGAGUUAUUAGUUAAAAACACCUCCAAGGUCAUUAAUGACUGUAACGCAUUACAUAUAAAGCUUUUUCACUUUUUUUUGUUUAAUAAAAGCUUUUUGUGAGGAACCAAAAAGAACGGGAAAGUUAGAAAACCGUAGGGUGUUUUUGACCCUAAAAAAAAAAAGAGUAUGUUAAGCAAAGAAAUGGUGUUCAGUGCGUUGAUUGGUUGCUCACUCACUUGAGAGCUGCAGCAGGAUUGAAAAAAAAUCCAUUUUGAUUUCACUUUUUUUAUCUUUUGUAAAUAAGAAAAUUGUACUAUGUAGCCUGUUUUUUUUAAGUUGGGGGGAAUAUGAGAUGAUUACAUUACGACAUGUAGGAGUUUUUCACUGCAGGCAUCAGUUUGUUUUGUUGUAUUUCCCCCUAGAAAAGGAUGGCUAACUUUCUUUGUGAUAGACGUCUCCCAGUUUUGGGGGAAUCAGGGUCUACUGAAAAUGAGCUCUUGUUUUUUUUUUUAUGGAGGGAGAGAUGAAAUGUGAAUAAUUUCAAAUAAAGGCUGGAUUAUCAGCA
Messenger RNA from Larimichthys crocea (large yellow croaker), 1234 nucleotides. It is a transcript of the gene eif4ebp3l, whose product is annotated as eukaryotic translation initiation factor 4E binding protein 3, like. Gene Ontology annotation, molecular function: eukaryotic initiation factor 4E binding. The record is from RefSeq and is a predicted model, not a curated record. Lineage: Eukaryota; Metazoa; Chordata; Actinopteri; Sciaenidae. Gene Ontology annotation, cellular component: cytoplasm. The transcript is spliced from 3 exons. Gene Ontology annotation, biological process: negative regulation of translational initiation. The coding region runs from base 326 to 664 and encodes 112 amino acids.